Messenger RNA from Varanus komodoensis (Komodo dragon), 993 nucleotides. RefSeq names its product ELMO domain containing 1 (gene ELMOD1). Gene Ontology annotation, molecular function: GTPase activator activity. The coding region runs from base 7 to 993 and encodes 328 amino acids. NCBI's taxonomy places the organism in Eukaryota, Metazoa, Chordata, Lepidosauria, Squamata, Varanidae. The record is from RefSeq and is a predicted model, not a curated record. The transcript has 10 exons.
GGCAGAAUGCUUGUCCAGGUGUGCCUCUACUUCUACUGCAAAUGCUUGUGGCGCUGCCUGAAAUUUGUGGUGAGGAAACUGACAGGACGGUGUGAACUGCAAAGGAUCUGCUACAAUAUCAAACCUGGAGCUGCCAGAACUAUGAAAAUUGAAACAUCAUUGAGGAAUUCGAAAAAUAAGUUGCUCCAAAAUUCAGUAAGUGUUCAUCCAGAUGCUAUUGAAAAAACUAUAGACGCCAUCAUGGAACUGAAAAAGAUUAACCCGGAUGUAAACCCACAGCUAGGUGUGUCUUUGCAGGCCUGCCUCCUACAGAUCGUAGGGUACAGAAAUUUGAUCGCUGAGGUUGAAAAACUACGUAGAGAGCCCUAUGAUUCUGAGGAUUCCCAGCAUGAAGAAAUGCUUCUGAAGCUAUGGAAAUCACUGAAACCCAAUUCCCCAUUGGAAGCUCGGAUAUCCAAGCAGUGGUGUGAAAUUGGUUUCCAGGGUGAUGAUCCUAAAACAGACUUCAGAGGAAUGGGCCUCCUGGGGUUAUAUAACUUGUUAUAUUUUGCUGAACGUGACGCUGCCGCAGCUCAGCAGAUUCUCUCUGACUCCCUUCAACCAAAAUACAGGGAAGUCACUAAAGAGGAGUUAAGCAAAUUCAGCAAGGCAGAAUGGGAGAAGAAAAAGUAUGAUAAAGCCAUUGGAUACUCUUUUGCUAUUGUUGGCAUUAACAUAACAGACCUUGCAUAUAACCUGCUUAUUAGCGGUGCUCUGAAGACACACUUCUACAACGUCGCCCCAGAAGCACCAACAUUAUCCCAUUUCCAGCAGACCUUCUGCUAUUUGAUGCACGAAUUUCAUAAAUUUUGGAUUGAAGAGGAUCCCCUGGACAUCAUGGAAUUUAACCGUGUGCGAGAGAAGUUCCACAAGCAAAUCCUCAAACAGCUCCAGAAUCCAGAUAUGGCCCUGUGCCCACACUUCGCUGCCUCAGAAAACCUGAUCAACCUGUAA